AUUUUUAUUGUUUCCAGGUUUUCUACGACUGCACUUCAUCAAACAAAUGUAAAGCUGACUUGGGAUGAAACCGACCCUGGACGGCAAAGAGCAACCAUGAGGAAAUUCAAAAAGGAAGAUUUGCUAGAAAUGGAUUUUAAUGCAUACCUUGCUUCCUCAUCAGAUGAAGAGGAUAAACAAGAUGGUGAUGAAAAAAUGAAUGAAGAUCAGGAUUCUUCAGACAAUGAAGACAAGAAAAUUGACAAGUACAAGGUGAGAUGUUAGUAAGUUUUUUUUGCUGCUUCUCAAAGUCCUUAAGUGAAGAACCUGCCAGAUGAAAGAAACAAAAAAGAGAGCCCUAGAAUAUGUGGGAAUUCUGAGUUUUUAAGCUCUUGUAGUCUGUUUUUUUGAGCCUCUAUGUGUGAGUACUGGAGCAGAAGUAACCACAUGUCGUAUGUUGGGAAAUCGUGAGAAAAAUUCGGUGGGUUAUUUGCAAGUUUUUUUUAGUUUCUUCCAACAUUUCUGUUGUAGUUAACUUUUUAUCUCAGGUAAUUUUUAUUUUUCUUUUGUUUCAACUUCAUUAGCAUAGAUUACCAUACACCAAAACAAAAGAAAAACAAAAAUUAUCUGAGAUAAAAAAUUAACUACAACAUUUCUUUUUUCCUUUGGGUGAAGAUGUUGGCUAUAUGUUCAUCAGUUUUUACUCUAAGGAGAAUGGGUGCAAGCUUUGGGUGCUGUGAUUUCUGGGAUUGUUUUUGGGGUGGGCGAGGCAUUAGUUAUGAUUGGUCAGUGGUAGUCAAGGCAACCAUCAACCAAAUACAAGUAACGCUUGUCCAAAUGAUCCCAGAAAUCAUUGUGCCGAAAGCUUGUACCCAUUUCCCUUAAAGUUUCUGGAAUGAGGAGUAUGUGCUCACUGGGUCUGAAUGCCAAAAAGGUCUAUAGCAUUUAACAAUUAUUUUACUUCUCAGCUGAUCUUUUACGCCUUUUUGUUUAAAGCAAUUGCUGAGAGAGAUUGAAGAAAAAGAUCGCGAGGCUGACAGAGAACAGGAAAUAGAGAUCACUUGGGAACCAGGCCUGCAAGAAGCCACAGAGGGCUUGGUGACGAACAAGAUGAAAGAAAAAGAGAGAAAGGAAAUGACGCCAUGGGAAACAUACUUACAAAAUAAAAAAGACAAGAGAAAAGAGAAACAAACAAGAAAAGAUGCACCAAACAAGCAGUAAGUUACAAAUACUUCAGUAUGAUUUCCACUUUUACUCCCUCGGUGUGGAACAAGUAAAAAAAGUCAGAUUAGGUCCUUUAGAAACCAGUUCGUCAGUCUCUAUAUGGCCAAUUUUUUUUCCCAACAACUUUGUGGCAUCCAUUGCAAAACAGAAUCUAUUUGUGAGAUUGAUUUUUUGAAUUUGUUUAUCGUAUUACGACUUAAUUAUCAGAGGGUACAUAAGGUUUGGAGCUCUUUCAAUGUUGUGGUCUUAACGAUAGAUUGUUACUUAAAUGCAUGCGAAUCAAGCAGAAAAUGUAAACGAAGAUAUUCCCCUAACUCAACAUUUCACGAUUCACGUUUGAACCCGUUACAACUUAUUGACUGGAAAACGAGUUUAGCUUCGCAGGUGUCUAGAUAGCUUUUUUGAAACGUCUGAUAAUUAUCUUGUGUUGUGUUUCAGGAUAUCAGAGAAAGAGCCUGACGAAAGUGACAAGAUUUUCACAGAUGUUGACGUGUCAGAUCCUUUUUUCAGUCAAGAAAUUGAUUUUGGGUUAACCAAAGGUGACAAGGCAUCUGCUAAAACGAAGAAAAAUCGAAAACGAGCCGGGAAAGAAACUGAGGAGGAUAACAAAGCGAAGGUGAACGAAUAGUUAUUAAUCUUUUCGGUCCUAACAUUCAUCGGAAAAUCAUUGCCAACAUGUGCACAACUUUUUGCUCGAUAUCUGAAUUGUUGUAGAACCUUUCGCAGAAGUCUACCUCUACUGUUUGCACUAACGGUGCCUGCGAGUACAUAAUACCUUUUUUAUAAUUUCUACCAGCGUCGAGCCUUCAGUCGUUAAAAAAAAUUGCCUUACUAUCACACGUCUGUUUGAGCUCGUUGGAGUACGUAUUCGAUACUGCAGUGAUAGCAAGAAAUACUUUUAAGUUAUUAAACGCUGGUUUCAAAAAGUAGAAUUAUGCAGAAUAUUCUGAAGGUGUUUUGGGCAUUAACCAACCAAAUUUUAGUUCGCUCAAUUUUCAUGUUUUAAUUUAUUUUCCUGUUUUGCUUGAUUCGUUUCCAAUUUAAGGAGGAACUAGAAUUACUUUUAAUGGAAGACAAGGACGACCGACAGCAUUUUAGUCUGAAGGGAAUAAUGGACAGUGAAAAAAGGAAAAGCAAGAAGAGAAGGAAAAGAAAAGCAAACCAAGAAGAAAUUGUGGAUGAUAACUUUAACGUGAACUUGAAAGAUUCUAGAUUUGAUGCGUUGUUCACUUCACAUCAUUUCGCUGUGGACCCGUCAGAUCCCCAAUACAGGUAGGAUGUGUAAUAACUUGGGUGUCCUGUGUGGUACCUGAUGUGAAUUUGACAUUUAGCUACAGAUCUGUUGUCGGACCCUACUGCGCUUGCGCCGUGUUCCGCUGAGAGACAGUAGGCUCAUAAAUUCGAAGUGUUUCCGAAUAUCCGAAUAACACUCGAGUAUUCAAGACCAAAAGCGUUGCACAUGCGCAAAUUUGCGUAAUUGAUUGAGGCUCUGAGCACAAGCCUAAGCACAGGUCACCGCAGCGUAUUUUUUUUGAGGGAGCAAGAAAACAGCAGUACUCUUUUUCCAAUUUUCCUGUGGCACUUGAAGGAUUAACCUACGCGUGAUGAAACACUAAGAAGGUCUGCGUAGGCGAUUGAAGGAGGGGAGACAGUUAUUGUCUCUUAGCCUGAUUCCAUAGGAAUCAUCUUUAACAGACUACCUUGGCAAGUAGCCGCUAUUUUGCGCAACUUUUAUUGACCGGUGACUAGUGAUCUACUUUUGCAAAGAAAUUGUCAAUAAUAUUUAGAUAGCUGCUAAUAGAAGUGUCUGUUACUAGGAAAACUAAGGCUAUGGAAACCAUUAUUGAAGAGAGACAGAGAAGACGAGAGACUGAAGAGAAAACCGACCAGGCGAAAAGAGUAGAAGGUGAGUAA
Porites evermanni is the source of this 3117-nucleotide messenger RNA. Lineage: Eukaryota; Metazoa; Cnidaria; Anthozoa; Scleractinia; Poritidae. The record is from the annotation of a GenBank genome assembly.